Pteropus alecto (black flying fox) is the source of this 2744-nucleotide messenger RNA. It is a transcript of the gene RAD51C, whose product is annotated as RAD51 paralog C. Bases 84 to 1331 code for a protein of 415 amino acids. Gene Ontology annotation, biological process: meiotic DNA recombinase assembly; DNA repair; reciprocal meiotic recombination. The transcript has 10 exons. Gene Ontology annotation, cellular component: Rad51B-Rad51C-Rad51D-XRCC2 complex; Rad51C-XRCC3 complex; replication fork. The record is from RefSeq and is a predicted model, not a curated record. Lineage: Eukaryota; Metazoa; Chordata; Mammalia; Chiroptera; Pteropodidae. Gene Ontology annotation, molecular function: ATP-dependent DNA damage sensor activity; ATP binding; crossover junction DNA endonuclease activity.
GCCCGGCGCGAGCGUGCGGGGUUCCGCUGCCCGGACUUUAGCCGCUGUGGGUGUGACUUCGCGCGUAGGCGUUCGGCUUUGAAAUGCAGCGGGAUUUAGUGAGUUUCCCCUUUUCUCCAGCGGUGCGGGUGAAGCUGGUGUCUGCAGGUUUCCAGACUGCUGAGGAACUCCUAGAGGUGAAACCCUCUGAGCUCAGCAAAGAAGUUGGUAUAUCUAAAGAGGAAGCCUUAGAAACUCUGCAAAUUAUAAGAAGAGAAUGUCUCACAAAUAAACCAAGACAUGCUGGUACAGCUGAGUCAGGCAAGAAGUGUACAGCACUGGAACUUCUUGAGCAGGAGCAUAACCAGAGCUUCAUAAUUACCUUCUGUUCAGCACUAGAUAAUAUUCUUGGGGGUGGAAUACCCUUAACCAAAACAACAGAAAUUUGUGGAGCACCAGGUGUUGGAAAAACACAAUUAUGUAUGCAGUUGGCAAUAGAUGUGCAGAUACCAGAAUGUUUUGGAGGAGUGGAAGGUGAAGCAGUGUUUAUUGAUACAGAGGGAAGUUUUAUGGUUGAUAGAGUGGUAGACCUUGCUACUGCCUGCAUUCAGCACCUUCAUCUUAUAGCAGGAACACAUAUGGGAGAGGAGCACCCAAAAGCUUUGGAGGAUUUCACUCUUGAAAAUAUUCUUUCCCAUAUUUAUUAUUUUCGUUGUCGUGACUACACAGAGCUACUGGCACAAGUUUAUCUUCUUCCAGACUUCCUUUCAGAACACUCAAAGGUUCGAUUAGUGAUAGUGGAUGGUAUUGCUUCUCCUUUUCGUCAUGACCUAGAUGACCUAUCCCUUCGUACUCGAUUACUAAAUGGCCUAGCCCAGCAAAUGAUCAGUCUUGCAAAUAAUCACAGAUUAGCUAGAGGCCACAGUGGUAAAGAACACAGACUCAAUCUUUCUAAAGUUCUGAUUUCUCCUGUGUUAAUCUGGAAUAAUAAUAAUAAUGCCUCAUUCAUGGAGUACUUAUGGAGAGGAGAUAAGAUAAUGAAGGUAAUUUUAACCAAUCAGAUGACAACAAAGAUUGAUAGAAAUCAGGCCUUGCUGGUACCCGCAUUGGGGGAAAGUUGGGGACAUGCUGCUACAAUACGAUUAAUCUUUCACUGGGACCAAAAGCAAAGCAGGUUGGCAACAUUGUACAAAUCACCAAGCCAGAAGGAAUCUACAGUACUGUUUCAAAUCACACGUCAGGGAUUUAGAGAUGCUGUUGUUGCUACUCCAUGUUCACUGAAAACAGAAGGUUCAUUGAACUCCCGGAAACGGUCACGAGAAUCAGAGGAAGAACAGGAAUCCAAAGACUAGUCUCAAAGUAUACAUUAUGUAUUUAUGCUGUGAGAUGCAAUGUAUACGAGUAGUAGACUCAUUACUUUAAAAUAAAAACACACAUUAUGAAUCAGGAAUAUAUAAAGUGAAACAUAUACAUACUUAAUACCAUUCUCUGAAAGAGUUUUUUUAACGCAGUGUUCUACAAUUUUAAUUUGCCCUGUUUUUAUUUUUAGUAACAUUUAGUAGAGAUGAUAUAAGUAUUGUAUUUGUAAAUGUGGAAAGCUGAUCUCAUGUGGUCAAUCUGAAUUUACCAGUCAGACUUUUUUCUUUCUUUCUUUGUUCAUUGCUUAUAAAAUCUUGAGAAGUAUUUUUCCCCCCACAUUCCUUUUGUGUUAUCCUCCUUAAGUGUAGCUUUGAUAAUUCUUAAAAUGACUCAUUUUAUUAAUAUAAAGCAAAGCCAGCACCCUGAGUCAGCAUAGUUUCAUGGGUAGGUUAUGAAUUUUAGAUGACUAAUCUGAUUUUAAUAACCUCAAUCCUAUACAUUUCUUUAUUUUUUAAUGUUAGAGGAAGGAAUUUGGAACUGUUAUCCCAUUUAGAAAUUGUGUGAAACAUAUCUUCCAGAAUAGUCAAGUCGAUAAGCUCACAGUUAUUUAUUUCUACAUUUUUGAAACAUGGUAUGAUCCAUUCUAGAAUUCUAGAUGUAUUGACAUUUUCCUUUGAAUAUGAACAAAUUAACACUAUUUGAACAAAUUAAAAUUUGGAUUGAGUGAUUUCAAAAUCAUCUAAUAAUGUUUUGGUACCUGAUUCUUCUUAGUACUUCUCAAUUCAUUCACAAAAUUUACUUUGGUUCCCAGUGGAAGAAAAUUAUUUAAAUGAUUGAUUAUUAUAUAGUAUGACAACCAUAUUUUAAAGAUUUUAUUUGGAUUUCCUGUUCCAGACUGAACACUAAAUUUAUAAAACUUAAAAAAAUAAUAAGUUUGUAAUUGCUUAUACAUAGAAUAACCAUAGUUUGCUAGGACUUUUUGAGAGUGAAAGUGGGUACUACUAACAGUUACACCAGAACAGUGGGCAUAAACCAGGAUUCUCCCAAGCAAAUUAGGCAUACGGUCAUCCUAAUUAUAUUAUGCUAAUUUUAAAUGACUACUAUAGAACAACUGAUUGUAACCAUCUUAUUUUUGAGGGCUUUAAGGCAUAUGUUUUUAGAAUAAUGCAGUUAUAAAAAAUUACACAUCAUUUUAUAGUCUAUCUGCUCAAAUCAUAAAAUUGACAGUGAGGGGUUUGUAAAUGAUAAAUAUCAGUGUGAUCAGGUAUCAGAUACAGUAGGAUCUCAUAAAGCAUUAUAACACUACUUCAAAGAACUAUAGGACUCUGAAUAUAGACAAAGCCUAUUGUAUUUCUGUUUUCAAGUCUUCUAAAAUAAAAUUUGCAUAUGAUAGCUUUUCAAAGUCA